Molecule: messenger RNA, 2573 nt
Organism: Oryza brachyantha (malo sina)
Lineage: Eukaryota; Viridiplantae; Streptophyta; Magnoliopsida; Poales; Poaceae
Exons: 2
Coding region: 661-2553 (630 amino acids)
Source: RefSeq, a predicted model, not a curated record
UCUUGGUGGGGUUUCAGAGGACAGCAGUCAUUUUUUUUGCUCUUUCAGAUCAAUUUAGAAGGAGAUGGGCAGUUGUCAGUUAAAUAUGCGCUGGUGUUAUGGACCCGGAGCUGACAUUGUCUGGUGAACCUGAAGAAGAUGGAGCUGUUCGGCAAGAGACGCAAGGAAUGGCGGGAAGGAGCAAGCGUGUGCGUAAUGUUAAUUCCCGUGUGAGUGGGCCAGAAUGGGCCGUGUAACCAGUGCGUGUGUAUGUGUCGGCUUGCAUGUCGGCGGCCCAGCUUCUGGAAGCUCGUGGAAGAGCUCAACUCCUUUAAAACUGUAGCACAUACAACUUUGCCAGUUGGCUUGUGGAUAAUAGGAGAAAGGCGGCGGCGGCGGCGGCGGCGGAUUCAGUUGAAUCGCCGACGAGAGUUCCGGUGAAAUUCGUGUCGUGUUCGAUUGAUCGUUAGGGUUCUAACAAGUUGGUAUCAGAGCGCAACAUCCCGCGUAUUCUCUCGGUUGGCCGGUAAAAAUUCCUAGAGCAAGGUGGGAGUUGAUUGUUCUGAUCGAUUCCGCAAAAGCUUUUGCUCCCUUGCUCGGGUUCGACUGAUUUGGAGAGCGAGCAUUGAGCGUUCCAUCCUGGAGAAGCCAAGGUACUUCACCAAGCAGGCGAAGUCGAUCAUGGAGCAAGGUGACAAGCUUGAUUUGCUGUUGAAGAAGAUGGAUGAGUCCGAGCACAAGCGGGAGGCCAUGGAACAGUGGAGUCGUGCGGAUUUUCAAGCUCUGAAGAAGGCGUUGGAGACGCGGGUUCCAUUGGUGCAGAAGAAGGUCGAUGAACUGGGCGCUUCGGUCGAGGAUCUAACCAAGAAGGUAGCCGAUAUACAGGACAGCUUGGAUGCAAAUCUGCUCCAACAUUCUCCAAAUCCGCAUCAGCCAUCUGGAACGAAUCAAAGUACGUAUGAUUCUCCUCCUUUCGUUUCACCGUCUUCUGGUGCGGUCAGUACCUCGUGCUUUCAUCACGGUCAGCUAUUUGCAUCUCCCAUGAAUUCUUCGGUUCCACCUAUGUCUUGCCCUCAGUUUGAUGGAGAGUUUGAUGGAGAUAAUCCUCAUAUGUGGCGUAGUAAUUGUGAGUCAUUUUUUGAUGUGUAUGGUGUGCAUCCGGCUAAUUGGGUUAAGGUGGCUACGCUGCAAUUCGUUGGAUUAGCUGCUUUUUGGUUACAGUCGGUUCGUUCUCAGUUGUCUAGUGUGACUUGGGAGGAAUUAUGUGCAAGGGUGUGCUGUAAGUUUACUAAGGAUAGACACCAAAAUCUUAUUAGACAAUGGAUUCAUCUGAUUCAGACUGGCACUGUUUCAGAAUAUGUGGAAAUUUAUGAUAGUGUGAUGCAUCAAUUGUUGGCCUAUGAUGAAGCUGCACCUCCUAGUUACUCUGUGACUAGGUUUAUUGAAGGUUUGAAGCAGGACAUACGGGUUGUGGUUAUGGUACAGAAACCUCAGGAUUUGGACACUGCUUGUUCACUGGCUUUAUUGCAGGAAAAAGCAGUUGAAGGAACCAAACCUACUUCAUUCAGAAGAGCUGAGUCAGCUUUGGUCCCUAGGGCAGUGAAAUCUGGAUUUCAUUCCCAGAAUUUUAGAGGAUCUACUUCUUCCAUGGAUGAUAAGAAAACUGUUGAUCCUGUUAGAACUCAGUCUAGAGAUGACAAGAUCACUGCAUUAAAAGCUUAUAGGCGAGCUAAGGGUUUAUGCUUCACUUGUGGUGAACGUUGGGGCCGUGACCACAAGUGUGCUUCCACUGUUCAGUUACAUGUAGUGGAAGAGUUGAUGCAGAUUGUGCAGGAGGAAACUGAAUCACCUAAGAAUGUUAUCCUGGAAGAGCAGACUGAUUGUUUAAUGCAUCUGUCUCUUAAUGCUUGCAAUGGUACAGUGUCUGCUCAGUCCUUCAGGGUUAAGGGCUGGCUUCAAGGAAUUGAGUUGUUGAUGCUAGUGGAUUCUGGAAGUACACACUCUUUCUUGGAUAAGCAAUUGGCAGAUCAACUCAAGGGGUUAACAUUGUUGCCAGCUGCAGUUAUGGUUAAGGUGGCUGAUGGAGGUGAAAUGAAUUGCACUCACUAUUUGCCACAGUGUGAAUGGUGGUUGCAGGGUCAUCAGUUUCAGAAUGACUUCAAGGUUUUACCAUUGUCUGGUUAUGAUGCAAUACUUGGAAUGGAUUGGUUACAUCAGAUGGGACAAAUGACAGUUAACUGGGAAGAACAGUGGAUGCAAUUUCUUUGGCAUGAAGGGGUCAUUAAUAUUCGUGGCAUUCAAGCUAGAACUGACAAAUGUGAUCAAAUUUCAUAUUUGCAGUUGAAAGGACUUAACAAAAUGGGAGCAUUGAUGCAUAUGGUGCAAUUGUCGGCUGUAUCGGUUCAGGAGAGUACACCAGUUUCGGAAUCAAUUUCAGUGGUGUUAUCUGAAUUUCAGAGUGUGUUUGAGGAGCCAAAAGAAUUGCCACCUAGGAGGUUAUGUGAUCACCAGAUUCCUUUACUUCCGGGUUCUAAGCCAGUGAGCAUUCGGCCAUAUAGGUACAAUCCUGCCUAGAAAGAUGAAAUCGAACGACA